Molecule: messenger RNA, 876 nt
Organism: Aspergillus sclerotioniger CBS 115572
Lineage: Eukaryota; Fungi; Ascomycota; Eurotiomycetes; Eurotiales; Aspergillaceae
Exons: 6
Coding region: 1-876 (291 amino acids)
Source: RefSeq, a predicted model, not a curated record
AUGGCAAAGCCCGAUAUAGAGGGUUUCACCCUCCUGGCCACAGGCCUCCUCUUCAUCUUCAUUCGCAUCUACGUCCGCCUAGGACAAGUCGGCUCGCCCCUGAACUUUGCCGUGGAUGACUACCUAAUGCCGCUGGCCGGGGUCUUCUUCGCCUGCGAAACCAUCCUCGCGCAUCUAGUUCGCAGCAACUUCGACGGUCUCACCAACAGCUACAUGACCGAUGAGCAGCGCGCAGCAGUGGAUCCAGCUUCCAGAGAACAUUAUAAUCGGGUCUGGGGGUCUAAGAUCCAAGUCACCGGGUGGUCAAUGUAUGCUAUGAUUAUGUGGUUGAUUAAGUUCUGCGUCGCUAUAUACUAUUCUCGACUCACCCGCUCAACCCUCAACGUCCUAAUAAUGGUAAUCCCCAACGUCCUCACAGACCUAUACCUAAUGUCGAUCCCACUCCCACUCCUCUGGGGCGUCAAAAUCUCCCCGCGCCAAAAACUCACCCUAAUGGGUCUCUUCAGCAGCGCCGCAUUUAUCAUAAUGGCUGCGAUUAUACGUGCCGUGUUGGUUUUGAUGGCCGGACCCAACGGCGCAAUCACCGGCUCGGAAUGGGCCUGUCGGGAGACGUUCGUCAGCGUGAUUGUUUCCAAUUUACCCAUUAUUCAACCGCUUAUUCGGAAGGGAGCGGGGAGGAUUGGACUUGGUGGGUUUGGGAGUGAUGAGGAGGGAGAGGAGGGUAGGGGGUCUUUGGUGGGGGUGGGGGUGGGGGAGAUUAAGGUUAUGAAGGAGACGAUUGUUAGGAGGGAGUUUGUGGGGAGGGAUGGGGAGGGGGUAAGAAAUGGGGGGUAUGAGUGGGAGGCUGGGGAGAGUAAGAGUAAUGCGAGGGAGUGA